This is a messenger RNA of Didymodactylos carnosus, 717 nucleotides long. NCBI's taxonomy places the organism in Eukaryota, Metazoa, Rotifera, Eurotatoria, Philodinida, Philodinidae. The record is from the annotation of a GenBank genome assembly.
AUGUUCUGCUAUUUGACACUGAAUAUUAAAAAGCCUGUUUUAGCGGUGUACAACAAUAAUUAUAGAUAUAGUGAUUCUGUGCAACGAUUUGCCAUGGCACUUUAUGUGUUAGGUGGUAAAAUUACAUACGAAUUCGUAAGAGUCAAUUUAUCCGGUGCAUUACCUAAUUUAAUAGCGCUGAAAAACUAUGUCUCUAAUGCCGAUUUAAAAUUAAUUGAAGGAGAUUUUAGGUUUAAUUCAUUACAACAACAUUUAAAUUCAAUAAAUACAAAAUAUGGCUUUGGCUCUGAAGAUUGUACUGGUGUGAUUAGAAAAAUUAAAUAUAAUAAAGGUACAAAUACAUUUAUUGGAUUUUGUACUCCAUUGACUAAUGGUAUACCAACUGUAAAACAUUUCCAAACAGAGCCAUUGGAACAACUGAAAACCUGGUUUAGUAGGAUCGAAAAGGCGCCAUUGUUAAAUAUUUAUAUGUUUCAACCCGUAGUGCAAAGCAUGGAUCAAUCUUCUCCAUUUCUCAUAUCUGUAUACGGUGUUAAUAAUCAAUAUACAAGCAUUGAUAUAAUUCAACGAUGGUCAUAUAUUUAUGAAGAAUAUAAUAACAAAGAUCCAAUUCAUGUGGCUACAAAAUGGCGAAAUAAAAUGUUAUCUAAAGCAGCACAAAUGAUAAUGGGUCAACAAACAGUCAGUUUACAACAUUUAGCCGAAUAUUAUUAUUAA